AUGGCCACAUUCCAUUUGUUCACAAGUAUUAUCGAGAUUUCUUUCUUGCAACAGGAGAGAAUCGAACGAAAGAUAAACAGUCUACGUCCGCCACUGGAAUCUGACGUUCUAUACAAUGAGGAGCAGCAACGGGAUUUAGAUGAGGUCGGAAUCGAUUACAGUGACCUAUCACCGUUACUUCGCGAUUCAUCGGGUGUAUUACACCAGGAGGAACCAAAGACUACUCAGAUCCCGGUGUUUCAGACGACCCUCUGUCCACGAGUCACCAAAUUCCACGAAAAGGGUUUCAAAAUAUUACAACACAAACUUGACGAGACAAACCAUCAACGCAGCCAGCUUUCACGCAGGCUAUACGAGAUGGAGACCAUGCUCCCGGACCUAGUCAAGCAGAACUACGAAUCUAUUCGAAAAGACCCAAACGGGUACAUGCGAAAGGAGUUGGUGAAGGAUUGUGCCGAUCGAGGUGGAUGUUGCGGUCACCGAUUGCGGAUGUUGUGCAGCGCGUGCCAAAAAUGUUUAUAA
Penicillium angulare is the source of this 522-nucleotide messenger RNA. RefSeq lists its product as uncharacterized. The transcript has 2 exons. The record is from RefSeq and is a predicted model, not a curated record. Bases 1 to 522 code for a protein of 173 amino acids. Lineage: Eukaryota; Fungi; Ascomycota; Eurotiomycetes; Eurotiales; Aspergillaceae.